Mercenaria mercenaria is the source of this 6728-nucleotide messenger RNA. Its product is annotated as protein lifeguard 1-like. NCBI's taxonomy places the organism in Eukaryota, Metazoa, Mollusca, Bivalvia, Venerida, Veneridae. Gene Ontology annotation, cellular component: membrane. Bases 101 to 808 code for a protein of 235 amino acids. The record is from RefSeq and is a predicted model, not a curated record. The transcript has 11 exons.
CUGGAAUUGACGGAACAAGCGUCUGUGUACCUUGACAUCUCAUUAAAAAUCCAAAACUCCACUUUCAGAACUCUGAAUUAGCUGUUUACGUCAAGGCAAAAUGUAUGACGAGGAGGCAAAUUUAGCCGGAGAAUUCUCCGGAUUUUCAGACAAGGAGAUUCGAUUAGGAUUUAUCAGGAAGGUGUAUGGAAUACUUCUGAUGCAGAUUGUUGUUACUAUAGCAAUAAUGAGCAUCUUCAUGUAUGUACCUGCAGCAAAAGAAUACUCGUAUGCCAACCCAUGGUUGAUGAUUGUAGCUAUGGUGUUGACGUUUGUUUUGCUGAUUGCCCUGGCCUGCUGUCCGAAUGUUCGGAGAUCUUUCCCAACAAACUUCAUCCUUCUUGGGCUCUUUACAGGACUUGAAGCUUUCAUGCUAGGAGUUGUUUCAAGUCACUAUGACACAGAAGCUGUCCUCAUUGCAGUGGGAAUUACUGCAGUUGUAUCACUUGCAUUGACCAUCUUUGCUUUCCAAACAAAGUGGGACUUCACCAUGAUGGGCGGCAUGCUGUUUGUGUUUCUCAUUGUCCUGUUCUGCUUCGGACUGUUGUGUGCUAUCAUCCAGAGUCAGUUUGCAAACCUGGCCUACGCAUCACUUGGAGCUCUUCUCUUUUCAGCUUACCUUGUGUUUGAUACACAGAUGAUGAUGGGCGGGAAACACAAGUACUCUAUCUCGCCGGAGGAGUACAUCUUUGCUGCGCUGAACCUUUAUCUGGACAUCAUCAACUUGUUCCUCUUCAUACUGUCUAUAGUAGGACAGUCUAGAGACUAGGGUCCUAGGGUGUAAAACUUGUGUUUGAAGACCAGUCUGAAAUUCCCAACAUCUGAUUGGUUGUUGUAAACAUAAUUUUGGAAUUAUCCAAUGGCAGAGCUACAUUCUUAGACUGGUCUCAAAACUCACAUUUUUCUUUGUUAGACUUUUAGAAGAAUCCACCAGAAGGAAGUGUUUUCCUGUUUUAAAAAAAUUGCAAAAUUCAUGACUUUUAUGACAUAAUCCUAUAUACUUGUUUUUUUCUCACAGAGUAGCUGAAGAUUUUGACAAGCGUUCCAUAUUUCAUUUUCAAGUUAACAUAAGUUAUAGCUUUGAAAGAUUUUUUGUUUCAAAAUAUUUUAUUCAAUAUAUGUUCACAGAAUUUGACAUAUACUGAUAUUGGUUAAAUUUACUUAGAGAAUAUACCAAAACAAGAGAAUUAGAUAUAUAUAUAAAAAAAACAAAAACACUUCUGUUGAAUUUGACCAUUCAAUUAAUUUUUUUAAAUCUUUUAAGUCUUUCAAAAAAACACAGGUUUUAUACUGUUAAGACUGUACUGGGAUAAUUAUGUCAAAUAUUGUUAAGGUGAUGUAAAAUGCACUUUUUUUUAAACUCUAAUUUUCUUUAUUACUGUAUGAUGAUGGGCAAGAUAUAUGUGGGUUUGGUACAUGACUAUGUAUGGGAUAAUGAGAAACAUUCCUCAAAGAGGAAAAGUUUUACGAGAAAAUAAAUUUUGUAAAAUCAUUCAAUUUCAUAAAGUGUAAAAUUUCAUGGUUUCAGGAAAGUCAAAUAUUUUGUAGGGACAUGAGUUAGUGGGUUAUAAACUUUCAAGAUAGAAUUAGGGAAAAAUGGUUAUUUGUAGAGAUUUAAUUUGGUGGAUUGACACAACUUUGAAAAUAAGUCCCCCACAAAUGUUAAUGGUUUUACAGUAUUGAUUCAUUUUUAUUUCAUUGUAUUGAUGAGAAAAGGAUACUUACAUUUUUCUUUCAAGUAAGUUUGAAGAUAAAGGAUUGUUUUUCCUUUCAUUCCUUUUUAAGUAAUAAUACUAAUUAUAAGAAAACAUUCUUUCCUUUAAAAAUUCAACCCUUAGAAGAAGCAAAAUGAUAGGGUUUUUUUAAGCUCUUGCUUUUUUGAGACAUUUUAAAUGAAAUAACCCCUGUAAGUGGCUACCAGUACUGUUUUGAUUUAUAACUGAAACUUAACAAUCUUCCCAUUCUGUGUAUUAAUUCAAGUUGGAAGAGUAUCAUAUCUAGCAUGUGAUGCAUGUGGGAUAUACAUGUUUAUGACUUAGAAUAUUUUUACAUGUUAUUGUUGGUAGACUUGUGUUUGUUACUACGGAAUUUAUUAGUUUUUUUAUUGACAAGAUGGAAAGAUUUCUGUCACGUGAUAUUUGAUGGACCAGUUUACUUGAAAAUCUGUUUGUAACCAUUUUGAGCUCAAUUAUUUGAAGAAUAGGUGGAACUAUUGCACUCAGCACUUUGUGGGUAUCAGCAUUUAUGUCUAUGUCAAAAUUUUGUUAAGUUUCUGUAUGUUUGUCUGUUAGCUGGUUUCCUUGUAACCACUAGUCAGAAUGGAUUGAAACUUCACACACCACUUGUUCCUUUUAUGUGACUCUUAUAUCUAUUUUUGGAUUAGUUUAGUGCUACACAGAAAUCAUGAUAAGACAAUGUGUCAACACGUGACCUAUGCUUGUCUGUCAAAGGUCAAGGUUACUAUUGACAUUUUUCCAUUGGUAGGGGACUUCUGUAUUGCCACUGCAAUACUUGGUCACAUGUGUUCACCUGAUAUACAGUACUCGGGUUUUAAAACUGUAUCAUUAUUUUUUUACGAAGUUGUGCCCCUUUUAAAUUAAGCAUUCUUUGGGCAAGUUUUUUUUAUGUAAUCUGGUAUCUUAAGUACUAACCACUAGUGGGCAUGGAUUGAAACUUCACGCAUUUCUUCUCUGUUAUGAUAAUGCAUACAGUGUGCAGGUUUUUUCAAAGCUUUUUUGCAUUUUCAUAAAGUUUUGCCCCUUUUUCGAUUUUUUUGUUUUCACCUGUUUUAUCAUUUUUGUAGCAUAAUAAGAAGGGAAACUUGAUGAUUUGACAUUGGUGCCCUUUUCGUACUAGUUUUUAUUAAUUGUUCAUUAAUUUAACUUUCUUAGUGAGAAGCUUUUGAAAAAUUGCAUGCUGUUGUCCUCUGACAGUUAUCUUGUUGUUUCCAGUAGAGAAAGGUUAAUAGUGUUUUGCUGUUGCUCUCUUUAGAAAGGGUUCUAUGACAUCAUGGAUCCAUUCUGGAAAAAAAAAACAUUGUUUUAUGAAUGAGUUUAUCUUCAGCUGUCAUGUAGACAGAAAUAUAGGUAACUGACAUCUUCACUGCCCUGUCAAGUGUUCUGUUGUUUAUUUUGAAACUUUCUAUUUAUAACUUAUUUGAAUACUUGUUUAUUUGAUCAGUGUUUAAUUUUGAUUUUGACGAGAAUUUUUUUCAUUGUUUCACAUGUAUUGUCAUUUAAUUCACAUUCUGCAUGGUUGUUACUAAAUUGUCAUUAUAUUCUUCACUGUUAAUAUAAGAUGUAGAACCUAGAAUGAGUUGUAGUUGACAGAUUGAGAUUUUAAACGUGUGUACCAUAGUGUGUAGAGUUGAAGAUUGUAACGGGUGGAGAUUUAAAGACAUAAUGCAUUGGACCUUUAAUCCAAAAGUAGAGGGAUGUAUUUCCAGCACAGUAUAUUUGACCCUAGUUUAGAGAAGCUGUGUAUAGCUGUGAAAGAUUCUAUCAAUUUCUCUGAGAACAGUACCACAUAGUAGGCAUUGAAUGAAAUUCUGUACACACUUCCUAAUACACUUUUUAAAAUUUCAGCCUCUCUUAUGGUAACAUUGAUAAAGCUAUAUAAAGAUUUGUGGGAAAGUAGUCAGAAAUAGAGGAUAUAUCUAACAUGGGAUAUAUUCUAGUUAGUCAGUUACUGUGAAGUCAUUGAUGUUCGUGGGGGACUAAUUUUUGUGGAUUUUGCAGUUGCCUUAACCCACGAAAUUAAAUGGCAACAAACGAGUAAAAUUCCCAUUCUUUCAGCUUAAAAAGUUAAAUACUGUAAAAAAAAAUUAAAGUUGAAAAUCCGUGAAUUCAUCUCCCCAAGAAGUAGCUAUUUGUGAUAAAACCAUGAAAGUUCAUGCCCUUGAAAUGAAAUGAUUUCGCAGCAUAUGUAUGAUGUAAAUAUUUGUUAGAAUUUGUUCAAUGCAAAUAAUCAUAUUUUAAUUCUGUAGUGGUGUUUAAUGUCGUAGCAUUAGGAAUAACCUUUUCACAAAGUCACUGUGACCAAAUUAUGAAAAGUGAAAAAUGUGUAGGCUUUGUCUAUAUGCAUGUAUUAUAAUGUAGUUUUAUUGUUAAUUUAUAUAUUAUUAACUGAUUGUUGUUAAAAUCAGUUCUUACCUUGAAAGUUAACUGUUUUUGAAAAUAUUUCCUUUUUGUACAAGUUCUGUUGAAAGAAAUCUCAAGUAUAACGUUACAGCUGAAUAAAGAUACAAUUAAACCUGUCUUAGCAGCCACCUCUUCCUUGAGCAGCCAUCCCCCACCCUGAGCAGCCACCCCUCCCUUUAGCAGCCAUCCCCCCAGCCGACACCCCUCCCUAAAGCAGCCACCCCCUCCUUUGAGCAGCUACCCCUCCCCUGAGCAGUCACCCCUCCCUCUAGCAGCCACACCUCCCCUGAGCAGCCACCCCUCCCUUUAACAGCCACCUCCCCUGAGCAGCCACACAGCUAACUUACUACAUUGAGGUUUUGUUCUAAUUUCACCUUGUCUUACGCAGUCACCUCCCUUGAGCAACCACACAGCUAACCUCCUAGAUUUUUUUUUUUCUAACUUCAUUUUGUCUUACACAGCCACCUUCUUUAACUUAAUGACAUCAAAUUUUGAUUUUGUUUUCUGAAGUUAUAUAUCAUUACCACGUGGUGGGUUUUUGUGCACUGAAUCAAAAUAAACUUCAGUUUUAUUUAAAUAAAAACCUAAAAUUAGGAAGAAGAGUGUAAGAUACCAGUAAAUUUUCAACUACAUAGCACUGAAGAUAGGGAAAAGUUAAAGAUGUUGGUAUAAUUCAACUACUUAGCACAAAACGGAAAGGAAAAUGUAUCAGUAUUAUUAUGUACAAAGUGCUAAAAAUAGAUUAAAGUCAGUGGUAUUAGUAAAUUCCAACGCAAAUAAAAAUGAUGCAGACAUUACAUAAUCAACAGAACUACUCAAUUCCAGGAAGAUUGUGUUUUAUGAUAUGUGUAAUUUAUGUUUAGACAAACAAGGUUUGUUGGUAAACAGUUUUCAGUAUGAUUUGUUUUCUUGUCUCGCUAUUCAUUUUACUGGAGAGAGAUUAUGAAACAGAGCUAGAUACAGUUAUACCUAUAGUCUAACCUGUCUUAAGCAGCCAGCCAGGGGAAGCAGACAAUUUGGCCGCUGAAGCCAGGUGACCGCUGAUCGGAGGUGCAGCCAGUAUAUGUAUUUUUCAGACUUCUGACCAGUUUAGCCUUUAGGCCCAUUUCUUUUUCAGUUUCUAUUAUUAUUUUACCAAGAUACCUUGACAUGCAUUUGCCUUCGUAAUACGAAUUGUCUUCUAAGCAAUCUAAAAAUCCAGUGUGAUUUUUUUUAACAACAAAAAUUGUUAAAGACAAUUUUCCAACUUCAAAACAAGUUUGUUUACAAUUUUCGCCAUUUUGGUAAGGGAAGGUACUCUCCGCGCUUACUGUCUAUGCUAAAAUCUAAUAUCGCCGUUAUGUUCCGUAAAAGAUCGAGUGGUUUAUAUUUCUUUCAAACACAAUAAUUUUCAUAUACAUUUAAUAGUCUUUUGAUUAAAGAAAUAUAAAGAAUCGCAAAUAUUAUGCUUCUAAUUAGAUAUCGAGUAUUAUCUUUAACCGAGAUCAAACUGUGAAAAAAACAAAAUUGACACAAGGUGACACGCUAAUUGCCGAUAAUUACUGGCCAUUUGAUCGGAACAAAAAGGGGAUCACACCUUUGGUUAUCAGUUUUAAUUGAUAAGCUCAUGUCAUUUUGGCGUCCGUGUGGUGAAGUCACGCGAGACUUACCAAUCACGUGUUUCUCAAAAAUCGGGUAUCAUCGGCGAUCAUCGCCUAAAAUAAUUAAUUUUGGAAGAAACAUGGCCGCAGAAAGGGGUCAAAUACGGUGGUCGGGAGGCAAUUUUGGUGGCUGCUGGCCCCGGAUGGGAGGUGGCCGCUGAAUAAAGUGAUAAAAUAGAGUAAAAUCCGUCGGGGGCGUCAUAAAAUGACCGCUAAACGGAGGUGACCGCUGAUCGGAGGUGACCGUUAGUACAGGUUAGACUGUAUAUUGAUAGAUCUACUUCAUUUAGUUGGUACAAAUGAUGAAAAAAUAUUCAAACCGAGUUAAGUGUCAAAAGUAAGUUGUGAAAAUAAAGCUAAAUUUGUUAGUUUUAGACAGCACCAAGAUAACAUGCAGUAGACUAGAAAAAAACUCCAGUUGUAUUUAGCUUUUGUACAUCUGAUAUUGAUUAAAAAGACCGUACAAUCAGCAAAUGAAGGAUAAAUCUUUCUCUAAUCAUUUUAACAUUCCAGUAGGCAGACCAGAUCCGGUCUUUAAUUUUUCAGUCUUAAACGUAUAAACAAAUUUAAAAAUCAAUUUAAAUUGAAAUAUUUCUUAUAUGAAAAAAUAAGUAUAGCUGUAUUUUGUUCAAAUACUAAACGAAUUUGGUCAAACCUAAUCAGCCUGUACAUAGCUUUGAUUUUUUGUUUUAUAUGUAUACUGGUAUUCAUUGGUUUGUGGUACCCGGUAAGUGAUUAUAAUACUGAAUAUUGAAUCAGCAUUGAUAUGAAAUGUAUGAGCAGUUCUGUUCACAUUCCGUGCCAUUUAUUAUACACUUAGAAAUAAUAGUGUGGGAUUGAUUUUGUCUUUUUAGUUUCUUUUUAGUUGUGUAAAUACUAUCUAUAUUAACAAUAAAAACCAAGAAAAUUG